UUUGUUGUAAAAUGAUAAAACUAGAUGAAUUCGUGUCCGUUAGUGACAUCACCACACCGGAGGGUAUCGACGAUGUAUGCCAAAGGAUAUCGGACAAGGAGAAACAAAUCGAUACGCGACUGGAGGAGAUUCUAUCGCAGCAGUGUCAGCUGGAGGCCAAGAUGCGUGGCAUCGGCGUUGCCCUCAGCAGCCUUACCCUGGUGUCGGAGAAGAGUCAGCAUCUUUCGGAAAUGAUCAAUCACACGGCUUCGCUCGCUGAAAAUGUGAGCGCCAAAGUGAGACGACUGGACGAGGCACGAAGUCGCGUAUCGGAGUGCCAGCAGCGGGUGCACGAUUUAAUCGACUUGCAGCUCUGUAGCCAGGGCGUUAUGAGUGCGAUCCGUGAGGAAGACUUCGAACAGGGCGCUGCCCACGUGAACCGCUUUCUUUCGAUGGAUAAAACGCUCCUCCAGAAGACCGCCGACGAUGUGAGCGGCUCGAUCACGUCGGUCAGCAAAGCGGUCUUGACGCUCGAGAAAGCGACGAUACAGAUCCGGCAGAUGGUGAACCAGAAGUUUGACGAGGCGGUCAAAAAGGAUGACCUGGCGUCGGUGGAGCGAUUUUUCAAAAUCUUUCCCCUACUCGGCAUGCACGACGAGGGUCUGGAGAAGUUCAUCACCUACAUCUGCGGCAAACUGCAGGCGAAGGCGGCAAAAGAGCUCCGCUCAUCGAUGGACAUUGCGAAAGCGGAGAAGCGUACGGCCGUGGCGUACGCUGAUACGUUAACGAUCUUGUUGGAAAAUAUUGCCCGCGUGAUCGAAGUAAAUCAGGCCAUCAUCGAGAACUGCUACGGGCCGGGUCGUUUGGUGCAGAUUUGCCGCGUCUUGCAGCGGGAGUGUGACGACGAAGUGUCGAAGUGCGUGCAGGAGUUUAACCGAAAUCGACAAACGGGGCGAAGAAUCGCGCAGAUUAACGACUACAUCAAGGGUGCGGGCACCAGCUCGGCAAUGGGCCACUACAGGAAAGCCUCCGGUGGCGGUGGAUCAAUGGACAAGCUGAACGCCAAGGAUAUCGACAGUCUCAUCGGCGAGAUCACGAUCAUGCACUCGCGGGCCGAACUGUACGUAAAGUUCAUCAAACGUCGGUGUACUAACGACUUAAAGAAAAGCUCCCUUGAUGCCUCGGUUAAGGAAGGGCGACUGGCGGAACUGAACGCGUUGCUGCAAAAGUCGCGUCUCAACACACAAAUGCAAGAGCUGCUUGGCACGUACCUGCUAUUUGAACGCUACUUUAUGGAGGAGAGCGUCUUGAAGGCGAUCGCACUCGACAGUCUCGAGGACGGUCAACAGUGCUCGAGCAUGUUGGACGAUGUAUUCUUCAUCGUGCGCAAGUGCAUUCGUCGCUCGAACGGCACCCAAUCGCUGGACGGGGUGUGUGCGGUGCUCAACAAUGCGGCCAGCUGCCUCGAGGAGGAUUUCAUGCGUGCCCUCAAGUCACCACUGAAAGCGGGCUAUCCCACGGGUUAUCUCGAUCUUGCGCAAGCGUACAACGCAUUCCAAAGCUCACUGCAGCAUGGACGGCUGCAGACGAGCGAUGCGGAUCAGGCGAGGGGCCGAUUCGUGGCAGCCCUCAACAACGCGGACAUGUCGACCGAGUUCAUCGAAACGCUGUGCAAAAUGAUGGGCGAAGAAAUAGAGGGAACAUUCCCUGGCAUAAGUGGGCGCGAGAAGGAAAAGCUGGACAGUUGCCUUGGCGGAUUACGAGCCGUAGGUGAUUCGCUGAAAGCGUUGAUCGAUUUUGGCUUUCAGCAGCUACGUUCGUCAGCCAUCAAGCCACGGAUACACCCGUGGGUCGAUCAGUUCGUUACGCACAAUCACAAUCUGACCGAGGAAGAGCUGACCACGUACGAAGCGGGAGAAACGUUCGCCCAGUUCCUGAUCGUGCAGAUCGAUGGGUUGCUAAAUUCGUUUAAGGUAGCACUCACGGUGCGCAAUUACGAUGCGCUUGUUAGUAUCAUCACGAGCGAAAUUACCGCACGGAUGGAGCGCGCAAUCAAGAAGACGACGUUCAAUCGGCUCGGAGGGUUGGUGUUGGAUCAGGAGGUACGAGCGUUGGCCACAUUUCUUACCGGGGCCACGUCGUGGUCGGUAAGGGACAAGCUGGCAAAGCUUCUGCAGAUGGGCACCAUCCUAAAUCUGGAGACUGUUUCCGAGUUGCCUGAGUACUGGGAGUCAUCGUCGGCCAGCUGGCGGUUGACGGCCAACGAAGUACGCUCGAUACUAGCGCUAAGAAUCGAUUUCAAAAUGGAGGACAUAAAAAAGCUGAAACUUUAACUGCUAAUAAACAAAUAGGCA
Anopheles cruzii is the source of this 2333-nucleotide messenger RNA. RefSeq names its product conserved oligomeric Golgi complex subunit 4 (gene Cog4). The coding region runs from base 12 to 2312 and encodes 766 amino acids. The transcript has 5 exons. NCBI's taxonomy places the organism in Eukaryota, Metazoa, Arthropoda, Insecta, Diptera, Culicidae. The record is from RefSeq and is a predicted model, not a curated record.